GCCUCAAACCCUAAUCCACCUGAGCAACUGCUGGCUGGCGUUGUGCUCGUCGCCGUCCGUCCGUGGAUAGUAGCCAGCUGCCAUCGGCUGCCGGUCGCCGGUGCUGCAGCCUCGCCUCCAGCCCGCUCUUGCCUCUGUCCCUUACUGUUGCUGCUGCUGCUGCUGCUGCGUCUUGCUGGUGGCAGCCAGGUUGGAGCAGAUAGGAGUAGGAAAACCGGAAGGAGAGAAGGGAAAAUAAGAGGAAGGAGGAUCGGGAAGAAGGGGGGUUUUCUCAGGAGCGGGAGGUGGGAACUCCAUGGAACACACAGGAUCGAUGGAGGAGCGGGUUGUCACUGACCGGAUCCGGCGGAAGCUGGAGGAGGUGAACGCCGCGGCGCAGAAGCACCUCGCUGGCGUCCAAGAUCACGUCAACUUCACUAUGCAGCAAGCAUACUUCAAGUGUGCAUAUGAAUGCUUUGAUCGCCGAAGAAGUCAAGAGGGCAUCAACAAUUGUGUGGAGAACUGCAGUGUCCCUGUCCUUUCUGCCAACAAUGUUGUUGAGACGGAGAUGGCAAAGUUCCAGGAGCGGUUGAAUCGAUCCUUGAUGGUGUGCCAAGAUAAAUUUGAAGCGGCAAAGCUCCAGAAGCUGAAAACGCACGCGACUGAGGAGCUGGAAUCCUGCGUAAACAGGUCUAUUGAUGACAGUAUUAGGGUCCUGCCCCAUCUGGUUGAUCAGAUCAAGUCCUCCCUCUCCAUCAAUUAGAGAGAUCAUAGCUUGCCUUGUCAGUUCAGAACUAAACAGUAGCCUUCGUUGAAAACUGUUUCAGUUUUGAGAAAAAGCAUGUCCACUAAUUUUAGGUGCUGAGAUCGUUGGCUGAAUUUUUGUCCUUGUUAACAUAUAACAUGGCUGGCAUAUCGUAUUUUGAGUGCCCAGAGGUUUGUUCUGAACCACACCUUUUUGCAGAGCUAAUUUAUCAGAAAUGGUCGAAUAAUAGGAGAUGAUAUCCUAAUGCUCUCAUUCUUAUUUGUUUGCAUCUUCCAGUGGCUUCAGUUCUUAUUACCAGCAAAGUAAAUGUCGUUAAUUUGUGAA
Oryza brachyantha (malo sina) is the source of this 1069-nucleotide messenger RNA. Its product is annotated as protein FAM136A-like. The transcript has 3 exons. NCBI's taxonomy places the organism in Eukaryota, Viridiplantae, Streptophyta, Magnoliopsida, Poales, Poaceae. Gene Ontology annotation, cellular component: cytoplasm. The record is from RefSeq and is a predicted model, not a curated record. The coding region runs from base 296 to 742 and encodes 148 amino acids.